CUUCAGCGUCAGGCUGCUGCUUUCUCUGGACAGCAUCUUCGGCAAUGGCGGAUUACGAUAACUACGAUGACCGGGAUAGGGCUUACGGGAGCUUCGGUGGAGGAAGAGGACCCCGAGGUGGCGGCGGUGGCCAAGGCGGACCCCGAAAGCAGAAGGAACUUCCCUCAGAGCCUCCCUACACAGCGUACGUCGGCAACCUGCCCUUCAACACAGUGCAAGGAGACAUAGAUGCCAUUUUCAAAGACCUCUGCGUCAGGAGCGUCCGACUAGUCCGAGACAAAGAGACAGACAAGUUCAAAGGUUUCUGUUAUGUAGAGUUUGAUGACUUGGAAUCUCUAAAAGAGGCUUUGACGUAUGAUGGCGCUCUACUAGGCGACCGAUCUUUGAGGGUGGACAUCGCUGAGGGGCGAAAGCAAGAACGCGGCGCUGGAGGCUUCGGCUUCCGGAAAGACGACAGAGGAGGAGGCCGUGGUGGCUCACGUGGGGGCCGAGGAGGGGGACGUGACCCCAGGGACGACUACGACCAGUCUGGAGGAGGUGCGGAGAGUGAAAUGGGAUUUCGAGAUGAUGACUUCAUGGGUGGGAGGAGUCGAGGAGGCGGCCGCCCGGCGGACAGAAGGGGGGGUGGAGGCAUGGGACGCUUCAGAGAUGGGGGUGGACCUCCCCCUCGUGGAGGCUCGACAGACUUCAGAGAACCAUCUGACGAGGAAAGAGCGCAGAGGCCGAAGCUACAGCUGAAGCCGCGUACAGUGGCAGGUCCCCUUAACCAAGUGGCCAACCCCAACUCGGCCAUCUUUGGGGGUGCCAAACCCCGGGAGGAGAAUUAAUAUCUGUGUCAGUGUGGCUGCAUUUUUCCGGAAGGCUAUACUGGAUUCUACUGGCUUUGAUCACCAUAAAAUCUUUCAAAGACUUCUCCCAGUGACACGCAGGCAGGGGCACGAGGUGCUGGUCUCCUCUCGAAUCCAAACGAGCCCUCAUCCGAUUGGCUUAAAAAGCAUGUGGAGGUGGGGGCUCUAGAAAGGGGGCGGGGCAUAGUCUUAACUCCGCCUCUGCCUGUCCUCGCUGACUCCUCCCACACGCCUCAAAGAACCCAAACUUGGAGGACAACAUCUCCUGGUUGAUUUCCAUUGUGUUUAAGGACUUCAAAAUAUCUCUCUCUCUCCCUCUCCAAAGUAUCUUUGUGUUCCGAAUUUGUAGACACGCGGACGUAAUUGCAGCCGUGUGCUUUUUAUAUUUUGCUCUUUAAAUUUCUUUACUGUAUUUGAAAAUUAAAACGUUGAGCUUGAUUCUUAAUUAAACCAUUUCACAGUGAAGAGCUUUUUUUGAAUCUGUUUGAAUUCUUGCGUUGUCUUUACGAAAGAUUUUCCGAACCUGACCAAAUCUGGCUCAUCCAGAGCUUUCAGGAACAAUGUGCCACAUGUGUUUCAUUCACUUAGAAGAGCAACAUGCAUGCAUGAUAGGUUUGGUUGGUGACACAUGGGUCUACAGCGACACCCACAGCUUGACUGCAAUGUAUUUCUUUCCAGGACGAAAAAAAAAAAAGUAGAAACUAUGAUCCAUUACACCAUCAGUACUGCCUUUCCAUAUGAAGCGUAUUGAACAAAAUUGAACUGCUCGCACAUUUCCAGACACGCCGGUGACGCCGGCCGCUGUACUUUCAUCUCCUAGUGGAUCGAGUGUAGAGUCCUCAUGGGAAACCCUUCUCCUCGCAUUUUACUGGAUUAUGAGGAAGUUCAAAAUUGUCUUCUUACUGUAUUAUAGAGGUCGGCUGUUUUUAUUCUCUUGUUUUUCUUUUCAUUUUCCUACACUGUUUAUGGCAAUAAAUUGUAUCAUCUUA
Pimephales promelas (fathead minnow) is the source of this 1837-nucleotide messenger RNA. It is a transcript of the gene eif4h, whose product is annotated as eukaryotic translation initiation factor 4h. Lineage: Eukaryota; Metazoa; Chordata; Actinopteri; Cypriniformes; Leuciscidae. The record is from RefSeq and is a predicted model, not a curated record. Gene Ontology annotation, molecular function: RNA binding.